CACCAACUAAAGAAAACAAACAUGUAAUAAAACAACAACAACUAGACAUUGCUACACUAUGGAUUGUUUUUCUCAGGUACAUGGUGUUGUUGGUUCAUCUCUGGGAGGAAUGUCGUCACUAAUGACUGGCUGUAUGUACCCUGACAGGGUGCGACGAGUAGUGUCCAUAUCAGCAUGUGCACAGUCACAUCCAGCGUCCAUUGCCAUGAGAUAUGUACAGAGGCGUGUCCUUAUGAGUGACCCUAACUGGAACAAAGGCUUCUAUUAUAAUGGUCGUUUUCCAAGACUUGGCAUGAAGCAUGCGCGUGAAGUGGCUACCAUUACUUACCGAAGUGGACCAGAGUGGGAAGAACGAUUUGGAAGGCAAAGAAUAGAAUCCAACAGUAAAAUUGAACCCAAUUUUUGUCCUGAAUUUGAAAUUGAAAGCUAUCUAGAUUACCAGGGUGAUUCUUUCUGUGCUAAAUAUGACCCCAACUCAUUACUGUAUAUAUCAAAGGCUAUGGAUUUAUUUGAUCUUGGUGAAGGGUUUAGUUCCUUGGUUGAAGGCGUUUCCAGACUACAAUGUCCCACAUUGGUUAUCGGGGUGCAGUCGGAUGUUUUAUUCCCCAUAAGCCAACAAAGAGAACUUUUUCAGUUACUUCAAGAAGCUGGAAACAACAGUGUGACUUAUUACGAGCUGAAUUCUAUAUAUGGCCAUGAUACCUUUCUCCUUGAUGUCACUGCAGUUGGAGCCGCGGUUAAGGGUCAUCUUGAAACUGACUUGAAAGUGAACGCCCUGAAAAAGAGACGAAAAUGAGACCUUUUAUCAAGGAGUUAUAUAUAUCACAUGAGUUUAGAUUUCAAUCAUUUGUUCAUCCUCGCCGAUGUGGUUACACCAAAUAAGAACUUCAAAACUCAACGUGUAUGAAACAGUAGCUUCGAGCAUUUUUAUAUCUCGAGCUUGGAAUAUUAUCCAAAAACCUAUUAUAAUAAAUAUUAUAAUAUACAUUGAUAAACAAAUCAAGCUUC
Molecule: messenger RNA, 1008 nt
Organism: Exaiptasia diaphana
Lineage: Eukaryota; Metazoa; Cnidaria; Anthozoa; Actiniaria; Aiptasiidae
Product: serine O-succinyltransferase
Exons: 7
Coding region: 59-796 (245 amino acids)
Biological process (GO): L-homoserine metabolic process
Molecular function (GO): homoserine O-acetyltransferase activity; L-serine O-acetyltransferase activity
Source: RefSeq, a predicted model, not a curated record